AAAAAAUAGGAUGUCAAAAUCAUUCGUAAACAAACAUUUCGUUUUGCUUAAUAAAUUCUAAAUUUUUGAUGAUUUUACAUAAAUACAAGUUUCAUAUAUAAAAUUAUGGAAGUAAUUGUUAAUACUGAAGCGGCUACCAGCGAAGUCGAGGAAGAAGAGGAGCCAUCCCCCCCAGAACCAGUGGUAGUCCCUCAAAUAGGUACCAUAGAGUACCUAUACUAUUGGGGUUUGAUCGAGGGUCAUCUGCCAACGCCUAUAGAUGUGUCUAUAACUGGCUCGAUGCGCUAUGCAUGCCCCCCUCUGGUCUGGUACAACUUCGACGUCUUCCCACAGAAGAUUAAGAUUACCAAUACUGGUUAUACGGUGCUAAUCGGCGCCAAGUGGAAGACUGAGAGGCCGUACCUAGAAGGCGGUCCUCUCCUGGACAAGCACGUGCUGUCCCAGAUCCACUUCCACUGGGGAGCCACCAUGAUGGAGGGCAGCGACCACACCGUCGACCAGGAGACACACCCUGCUGAAAUGCAGGUGACGUUCUUCAGAUCGGAGUAUUUAACGCAAGAAGAAGCCCUUAAGCAUCAUGACGGUGUCGUCAUGGUCUGCUAUUUAAUAAAGUACGGGGUGACAGCGGACGAGCGCCUCAGCUGGAUCGUCGAUGAAUUCCCGCGCAUCCAGGAGGCUCAGACGAGCAUCCGCAUGGACCCCCGACCCCUGUCACACCUGCUGCCCAUGUUCCACGAAGACUACUUCCUGUACUGGGGCAGGCUGCACACGGUUCGAGGGGAUGAAUACGCGGUGAGAUGGCUCGUGCCACGGACGUCACUCUAUGCUUCGUACGAACAGAUCGGUGAAUUUAGAAAACUCUGGGACCCCUGGGAUGAGCCCUUACUCCGGAACUUCAGAGAACUUCAAGAAAGGGAAGACAGGCACAUAUUCUUCAUCAGCCCUCACUAUAACCAGUACAGGUCAUUAUUGCCAAUCCCGAGGAUACCAGAAGAAUCUAUCUCUAUACUCUCUCCUGCUUACCAAGCCAAUCCUUGGAUGCUACCUCCUGAAAAUGCUUACAUGUUAGAACAGCCUGAAGUAGUUGAAGAAGAAAAAGAAGAUGAAGAUGAUGAUUUGUCUAGAUAGAUGCUUUUUGUCCGUUUUACAUGUUCUUACCUAAUUCUUGUUAAAAUACGGCAUGCAACAUAAAAAUCUAAUACGA
Molecule: messenger RNA, 1204 nt
Organism: Plutella xylostella (diamondback moth)
Lineage: Eukaryota; Metazoa; Arthropoda; Insecta; Lepidoptera; Plutellidae
Product: carbonic anhydrase 1
Cellular component (GO): cytoplasm
Molecular function (GO): carbonate dehydratase activity; zinc ion binding
Source: RefSeq, a predicted model, not a curated record